Vollenhovia emeryi is the source of this 1534-nucleotide messenger RNA. It is a transcript of the gene wmd, whose product is annotated as serine-threonine kinase receptor-associated protein. The transcript has 5 exons. Gene Ontology annotation, molecular function: protein binding; RNA binding. Gene Ontology annotation, cellular component: SMN complex. Bases 302 to 1168 code for a protein of 288 amino acids. NCBI's taxonomy places the organism in Eukaryota, Metazoa, Arthropoda, Insecta, Hymenoptera, Formicidae. Gene Ontology annotation, biological process: spliceosomal snRNP assembly. The record is from RefSeq and is a predicted model, not a curated record.
CGCUUCUCAGGCGCACGCUGUAUCGUAUUACGUUGCAAUAUAAUAUUUGACGCAAGAUAUUUUAUGCUUGAAAGGUGUAUUUGUUGCACAAAAUAUUUGGAGAGACCAAAGUUUUGAAAAAGUACCGUAUCCUAAUAUAAUAUUUAAUGUAAAAUAUGCGAAAGCUGAAGUCUCGACGCAGCUGAAAUUGCUUAUUUCUGAAUUCAAUGCGUUGGCAGUUAUAUUAUUUGGGAAAUAAGUUGACUUGAAUAUCCAUUCGUACGUGUUUAGGCUAAACGUAUUUGUCAGUGAUGGGAAACCUAUGUUGCGGCAAGGCGACACUGGGGAUUGGAUCGGUACGUUUGAAGGACACAAAGGAGCAGUGUGGGGUGUGGCGUUAAAUCCACAGGCUACGCGAGCUGCGACCGGCGCAGCAGAUUUUAAUGCCAAAGUCUGGGACGCGAUUAAAGGCGAGGAGGUCCAUUCGUUUCAACACAAUCAUAUAGUUAAAUCUGUCAAUUUUAGUACCGACUCGAAUAAUCUGUGCACUGGAUCCAACGAGAAGCUUGUGCGCAUUUAUGAUCUUAAUAAGCCAGAGGCGGCACCGCAGAUCUUCUCAGGUCACACAAGUGGUAUUAGGCACGUGACUUUCUUCGACAAUAACUCUGCCCUAAUCACCUGUGCGGACGAUAAGACACUGAGGGUGUGGGACAGAAAUAGCGGGCAAGAAGUUAAGAGAUUAGACUUCCCCGCGAUUCCGAGUUCCAUGGAAGUGUCGAAGGAUGGAAACGUCAUUACCACCACUCACUCUAACAUUGUUACCUUUUGGGACAGCAAAGAAUUAACCAAGAUAAAGGAAUUUAUGGUCCCGACUCAAGUCAAUAGUGCCUGCUUGCACCCGGAUAGUACUAUUUUUGUUUGUGGCGGGGAGGACUUCAAAAUGUACAAGUUUGACUAUAACACAGGGGCAGAAAUAGAGUCUUUCAAGGGACACUUUGGGCCUGUACACUGCGUACGCUUUUCACCGGACGGUGAAUUGUACGCUAGCGGAUCCGAGGACGGUACUUUGAGAUUAUGGCAGACCGUAGUCGGAAAAACCUACGGGUUGUGGCGCUGCGUAGAACAGACGCCCACAAUACAAGAAAAUGCCGUCGUAAUUAAUAACAAACAAGAAGUUCCUGCCACUUAAAGUUGGACCGCAGGGAGAGACAAGAACAUCUCCGGAUGUCUCUCCGAAGGCCUGUAAGCAGACCUCUCGGAUCAAAUUCGAGCGAGUGGAUGAAUAUUCUGCAAAAUAAAACGCGCCGAAUAUUUGUUAUUUGGGCCGCCGGAAACCCUUGUAAAUAACCCAUCCUCUUAGAAAGGGAUCGCCCGCCUCCACCGUGGCCUUUAUUCCAAAACUAACAGUGAGGACCAAUUCCAGAGCUCGUGGAGACGCGGGGGAUACAGGAUUGUUAUUUAUACUGCGAGAAGGAUCAACAAUGAAAAAGAAAUAUUAACAUUUAUUAACAUUAUACACGUCACGUUAUUAUAAUACAAAAUUAGGUAGAGAUGU